This is a messenger RNA of Drosophila elegans, 492 nucleotides long. RefSeq lists its product as uncharacterized. The transcript is spliced from 2 exons. NCBI's taxonomy places the organism in Eukaryota, Metazoa, Arthropoda, Insecta, Diptera, Drosophilidae. The record is from RefSeq and is a predicted model, not a curated record. The coding region runs from base 1 to 492 and encodes 163 amino acids.
AUGUAUAAUUCACAGGACUCUAUCACUUUCAAAAUGACCGAUGUUGCAUGUACAAGUCAUAACAGAUCGUGGUUGCGGGUAAAUGUGUGCCGCUUGAAGGCGAUAAGUCGAUACAAAGUAGUGUUCAACUUUAAUGCUACCCUGUUUUACCCAACCAACGACAUCCGAGUGACUUAUCGGAUCUUCAAGAGGGAGAGUGGCUAUAAACCAUGGCUUAUAAAUGUCGAGAUCGACUGUUGCCGAUUUUUGAGAAAACCCUAUGACGCCAUGGGUAUUAUGAUAUAUAACUUCUUCAAAAACUUUACAAAUGCAAAUCACACUUGCCCGCUAUCUGGUGAUCUCAUCGUGAAGAACAUGUAUCUGAGCACUGAACCAUUUAAGGGACUUCCUUGGCCCUCCGGCGACUAUUUAUUGGCAAUGGCUUGGAAGUUCUAUAGGAAGCCCCAGUUCGACACAAACGUUAGCUUUCAAUUUAUUGAGAAUCUAUUAUAG